UUAGAAUAUCACAGAAAGCAAAAGCAAGAAACAAGUUUCUCUCAAAGAUAUUCUAGUAUAGAAGUCCAUAUGGAUAUACCGCUGCUACUUUUUUUGAGUAUUACUAUUCUCGGCCUCAAUCAUAAUGCUGAGGGAAGUCCCUUCUCAUUCAGAGAAGCUACCGUGCAUGAUAUUCGGAUUGCCUUGGAUCAUAACAGACUCACUUCUCAGGAAUUAGUUAAAUUCUACCUCAACGAGAUUAGGAGACUAAAUCCAGUUCUUAAUGGAGUCAUAGAAGUUAAUCCAGAUGCUCUAUAUUUAGCCCACAAGGCAGACCAGGAUCGAAAGGCUAAGAAGCCAGGAUCCGAGACAGGACUGGCUGGUAUUCCGAUUCUGCUCAAAGACAACAUUGCAACCAAGGAUAAGCUUAACACAACAGCUGGAUCUUAUGCACUUCUAGGAUCAAUUGUACCUCGGGAUGCUGGGGUGGUUAAGAAGCUAAGGACGGUUGGUGCAAUUAUAUUAGGAAAGGCCAGCAUGACAGAAUGGGCUGCAUACAGGUCAAACAAUGUGCCUAAUGGUUGGAAUGCUAGACGUGGGCAAAGUGUGGAUCCGUACCUUAAAUCUGCUGAUCCAUGUGGAUCAAGCACCGGUUCAGCAACAUCAGUUGCAGCAAAUAUGGCUAUGGUUACAUUGGGUACAGAAACAUAUGGAUCAAUUUUAUGCCCUUCUAGUUCUAAUUCGGUUGUGGGAAUCAAACCAACUGUAGGGCUCACAAGUCGAGCUGGUGUUGUCCCUAUUUCACAUCGACAGGAUACAGUUGGGCCGAUAUGCAGGAGUGUGUCUGAUGCAGUGCAUGUUCUCGAUGCCAUCGUUGGAUUUGAUCCUGAUGAUGCAGUAGCAACAAAAAAAGUUUCGAAGUAUAUUCCUCAUGGAGGUUAUUUGAAAUUUCUUAAGUCUAAUGGACUUAAAGGAAAGAGAUUGGGGGUUCCAAGGUACUCCUUUGUAGGAUUCGGCAACUCCUCUGAAACACUGAAAGCUUUUGAACCUCACUUCCACAUUCUAAGGAAACGAGGUGCAGUGUUGGUAGACAUUGUGGAUACAGCCAUAUUCGACACCGUCGUAGCUUCAAUGUACAAUGACCAAUUCAAAGCCAUGAAUGUGGAAUUCAAGCUGGCAUUAAAUGCUUAUCUAAAGCAGUUGAUUACCUCUCCUGUUCGAUCCCUAGCCGAUGCAAUAGUCUUUAAUAAGAAACACUCAAAGUUGGAAAGGCUAGAAGAAUACGGGCAAGAUACAUUUGAGGCAGCAGAGAAAACCCAUGGCAUUGGCGGAAUGGAAAGGGAACUACUUCUUAAUUUAACUAGAGCAUCCAAAAAUGGAUUCGAGCAGUUGAUGAAGGAAAAUAAAUUGGAUGCCUUGGUGACACCUGCUGCUAAUAUAUUAUAUGCUAUAUCCGCCGGAGGAUACCCUGGAAUAAAUGUUCCAGCAGGUUAUAACUCUAAUGGCACCCCAUAUGGCAUUUCUUUUGGAGGGCUAAAAGGAUCAGAGCCAAAACUGAUAGAGAUAGCAUACGACUUUGAGCAAGCCACAAAGAUCAGGAAGCCACCUCCUCUUUGACGAGUACAUAUUUAGGACGUAUAUACAGCUGAGAUUCUUCAUUUGAUAUUAAAAUCCUUGAUUGCAGUACAACUAUGGUAUCUUUAUUGAGAAAUUCUGAAUAAAAUAUGCUAUCUCUCCAACA
This is a messenger RNA of Coffea eugenioides, 1720 nucleotides long. Its product is annotated as probable amidase At4g34880. The record is from RefSeq and is a predicted model, not a curated record. NCBI's taxonomy places the organism in Eukaryota, Viridiplantae, Streptophyta, Magnoliopsida, Gentianales, Rubiaceae. The transcript has 5 exons. The coding region runs from base 70 to 1596 and encodes 508 amino acids.